Molecule: messenger RNA, 3920 nt
Organism: Nerophis lumbriciformis (worm pipefish)
Lineage: Eukaryota; Metazoa; Chordata; Actinopteri; Syngnathiformes; Syngnathidae
Gene: afg3l2
Product: AFG3-like AAA ATPase 2
Biological process (GO): mitochondrial protein processing
Cellular component (GO): membrane; m-AAA complex
Molecular function (GO): zinc ion binding; ATP hydrolysis activity; metalloendopeptidase activity
Source: RefSeq, a predicted model, not a curated record
UUAAAACGCCAAAACAACAGAAGAAGAAACAGAAGCCUCGACUCUCCAACAUGGCGGAAUGGAACUCUUACGGAACAUCGAUGUCGAACUUGAGUGUUUUUUAUAGCCGCCGUCUUGUUUUUGGUGUCGCGACUUUGUAGGCCAGUGUGACCACCAUGGCUUAUCGCUACUUGCGGCUGUCAGCGGGCUGCAUGAACACUUUGAGGCUUCUUCUGGCACCUUCUGUCGCCACAAGCAGGCUGCAGGUGACAAGACAAGUGACAAGUGGGCAAAGCCUGCUUAAUGAGCUGCUUGGGGCCUGCAAGAGUUUGACCUCCAGACCACCUAAAGGAUUUGAGAAGUAUUUUCCUGAGAGUCAGAAAAACUCCAACGAGAGCCAAUCCGAAGACAAAGAUACCAAAGCUACCGAUGCUCCUAAAGCGACAGGAGGAGGAGGAAAUGAGGGCGAAGGAGCAGGAAGUGGUGGUGGAGGAGGAAAACGAGGAGGUCGAAAGGAGUCAAACUGGUACAACCGCCUGAAGAAGGGAGACAUUCCAUGGGACGAGAAAGACUUUCGACUGUUCUUCCUGGGUGGAGUGGCCUUCUGGGCUGCAUUUGCUUACUUCUUCCUGUUCAGAGAUGGAGCCAGGGAGGUCACAUGGAAGGACUUUGUGAACAACUACCUAUCCAAAGGAGUGGUGGAUAGGUUGGAGGUUGUAAACAAGCGCUACGUCAAAGUGCUUUUCUCCCCAGGGAAGGCACCGGUAGAGGGGCAGUAUGUGUGGUUCAACAUCGGGAGCGUGGACACGUUUGAGAGGAACCUGGAAAGUGUCCAAUACGAGCUCGGCAUUGAGGGCGAAAGCCGCCUGCCAGUGGUUUAUUCCACUGAGGGUGACGGGACCUUCAUACUGAGCAUGCUCCCCACUGCUCUCAUCAUUGGCUUCUUUCUCUUCAUGGUGCGGCGAGGCCCGGCUGCCGCUGGCCGACAGGGCCGCGGCAUGGGUGGCCUGUUCAGCGUCAGCGAGACUACCGCUAAAAUCCUAAAGGAUAAAAUCGAGAUCAAGUUCAAAGACGUUGCCGGCUGCGAAGAAGCAAAGCUGGAGAUCAUGGAGUUUGUCAACUUCCUGAAGAACCCCAAACAGUAUGAGGACCUGGGUGCCAAAAUUCCCAAGGGAGCCAUCUUGACGGGGCCCCCGGGGACAGGAAAGACUCUUCUGGCCAAGGCGACAGCAGGCGAGGCCAAUGUUCCCUUUAUCACUGUCAAUGGCUCUGAGUUCUUGGAGAUGUUUGUGGGCGUAGGGCCCGCUCGGGUCAGAGAUCUGUUCGUCAUGGCAAGAAAGAACGCGCCUUGCAUCCUCUUCAUCGAUGAAAUUGACGCAGUGGGUCGGAAGCGGGGACGUGGCAACUUUGGCGGUCAGAGCGAGCAGGAGAACACGUUGAAUCAGCUGCUGGUUGAAAUGGAUGGGUUUAACACGGCUACAAAUGUGGUGGUCCUGGCAGGGACCAACCGACCGGACAUCUUGGACCCAGCGCUGCUGAGGCCCGGGCGCUUCGACAGGCAGAUAUACAUCGGUCCUCCGGACAUUAAAGGGCGAGUUUCCAUCUUUAAAGUCCACCUGCGUCCUCUUAAACUGGAUCCUGCCACCGAUACAGAUGCUCUGGCCCGCAAGAUGGCAGCACUCACGCCUGGUUUCUCAGGCGCCGACAUUGCUAACGUUUGUAACGAGGCGGCUCUUAUCGCCGCUCGACACCUUUCCGACGCCAUCGAGCAAAAGCACUUUGAACAGGCCAUCGAGCGAGUCAUCGGAGGCCUGGAGAAGAAGACUCAGGUUCUUCAGCCUGAGGAGAAGAAGACUGUGGCAUAUCACGAGGCAGGUCACGCCGUCGCCGGCUGGUUCCUGGAGUACGCCGACCCGCUGCUAAAGGUGUCCAUCAUUCCUAGGGGGCGGGGCCUGGGCUACGCACAAUACCUGCCCAGAGAGCAGUUCCUGUACACCAAGGAACAGCUGAUGGACCGCAUGUGCAUGAUGUUGGGAGGACGGGUGUCCGAGGAGAUCUUCUUUGGCAAGAUCACCACCGGAGCGCAGGACGACCUCCGGAAGGUCACCCAGAGUGCCUAUGCCCAGAUUGUCCAGUUUGGGAUGAAUCCCAAGGUGGGCCAGGUGUCGUUUGAUCUUCCCCGGCAAGGCGAGACGGUUCUGGAGAAACCUUACAGCGAGGCCACCGCACGUCUUAUCGACACAGAGGUUCGGAGCCUAAUCAGCGAGGCUUAUCAGAUAACUCAGCACCUGUUAACUGACAAGAAGGCCGAGGUGGAGAAGGUGGCUUUGCGGCUGCUGGACAAAGAGGUUCUGGACAAGAACGAUAUGAUAGAACUGCUGGGUAAACGCCCAUUUACAGAGAAGUCAACAUACGAGGAGAUAGUGGAGGGAACAGGAGGCGAAGAUGAGGACACCACGCUGCCCGCAGGACUUAAGGACUGGAACCAGGAGAGAAAGGACAAAGACGAGAGCCAGGACGAGCAAGUGGCCCGCCAGAUCUCUGGAGGAAUGCCUUUCUAGAACCACUUCUGGCGAGGAAACCAUCUUCCUUCCACAGGCAAAGAACCUUCUCAUUGUCCCCUAAAAGUCAGUUCUAGGGCUGAGUUCUGAUGCAACUUGCAGGGUUUUUUGCUCGAUGAGUGAACACUAAAGUAGGUACUCCAAAGCAAUUAUGGGCUCUAAAACCCAACAGAACCAUCCAUGUGAACCUUGAACACAAAGCAGUGAUGACUUGAAUGUUCUUCCUGCUUGUUCUACUUGAUGGUUUUUGAGUAGAAGAGGAGAUUGUGUUUAUUUAUUAAUUAGCAUUGUGCUAAUGCUGUUUGAUUUUUGCUAACUAAAGCUAUUGCAAACAACACGGGACUAAUCACACGUUGCUGAAAAGAUCAACAGCAUGUCUUAUUGUCACAUCAAUUAUCUGUCAAUCAUUAAAAGCUUCAGGAAAGCAAAAUAAUUUAAAACGUAUGUGUGCACACAAACAAAUCACAACCUACUGUUGUGACAAUGGACACAAACGAUAAAUACAGGGAAUUCUUAACCAGAAGGCAACAUCUUAACAAGAAGACAAAAUAUAUGAACACAACAUGAAUAGUUGAUGAAAAGGCUUUUAUUGAUAAACUGGGCAGUGAAAGUAGUUGCUUUUUUGCUCUUGUUCCAUUGCUGGGUUGCAUAUGACAUCAUGUCCGAUUGCUGUCACCUCGGACUCAAUCACUUGGUUGGCCAACAAGCAUAUUUGUAGGAGGAAGUUAAGUGAAAAUGCGCUGUUCUCCCCUGUAGAAAAAGUUACUAUAGCUUUCCUAAGAUGGUCCAUUAUGAAGGUAAUGACAACCAAAAAAUGAAAAAUGCAGGAAGUUUGGUCAUGUGAAGGAAAACAAUGUUUGUAGAUGCUGGCAACAAUUCACUGUCAAGCAAAAAAAUGCCUUAGUGGAAAAAAAUGUUUUACAGGUAAUCAGUCAACUACAAAAUAUGGUUCAGAAAGUCAUUGGAACUCUAUUCGAAAAUGACUUUUUUAAUCUGUCACGUUUUGUCAUUGCCAUGAUGAUCUUGGUUCACGUUCAGAAACAAACUGUGUUCCACAUGUGACCUCAUCCUGAGACUACCAGCAGUGUAUAUAGUAUCGUUUGACCCCUCACUAUGUAAACUUUUGAUUAUUAUGUAUUUUAUUAGGAAGAGUGUUGGCAGUACCACAAGCUGUGCUCUCCAGGUGCAAAUAUGUGAGUGGUUGAUCUUUGAUAGAAACGAGGAGACUACACCUGUGUGUGGUUGCCCGCCAUCAUGGUGCUGUUAUGUUUUUUUAAAUUAUUCUAAAAUAUAUUUUCUGUCUAGUGAUGUCAUCCAGCCACACCGCCUUGUCAAAAUCUCCCCCAAACUUGUCCCCAUUUGUUUCUGCUACGUUUGUGC